UCUUGGGGCAUUAGUAGCUCUUGGCUCUUUCAGAAUGUCUGGUCGUGGCAAAGGCGGGAAGGGGCUCGGCAAAGGCGGCGCCAAGCGCCACCGCAAGGUGCUGCGCGACAACAUCCAGGGCAUCACCAAGCCCGCCAUCCGUCGCCUGGCCCGCCGCGGCGGCGUCAAGCGCAUCUCCGGCCUCAUCUACGAGGAGACCCGCGGGGUGCUCAAGGUGUUCCUGGAGAACGUGAUCCGGGACGCCGUCACCUACACGGAGCACGCCAAGCGCAAGACGGUCACGGCCAUGGACGUGGUCUACGCGCUCAAGCGCCAGGGCCGCACCCUCUACGGCUUCGGGGGUUAAGUCACAUUUUAUCACCAUAAUCUCGUUUUCCAUCAAAGGUCCUUUUCAGGGCCGCCCACUCCUCGGGAAGAGCUUUGCGCUGCUUUCUUGGUUUGCGGGAUGACGAGGCUGGGGUAACAAAGUAAACU
Messenger RNA from Phyllostomus discolor (pale spear-nosed bat), 474 nucleotides. Its product is annotated as histone H4. Gene Ontology annotation, cellular component: nucleosome. Lineage: Eukaryota; Metazoa; Chordata; Mammalia; Chiroptera; Phyllostomidae. Gene Ontology annotation, biological process: nucleosome assembly. The coding region runs from base 35 to 346 and encodes 103 amino acids. Gene Ontology annotation, molecular function: DNA binding; structural constituent of chromatin; protein heterodimerization activity. The record is from RefSeq and is a predicted model, not a curated record. The transcript has a single exon.